AUGGCCUUCAAGCUAGAACCUGGCAUCGAGUAUUUGACCCACAAUCGCAAGGGGAGCGACCCGUAUGACAUGAGGGGAAUGGAGGACGAUCCCGAAGCACGAGAAUUCUAUGCGAGCAUGCCAUCGCCUGGAACUCCUAAUUACUAUGAGCCCGACUUCGAGCUUACCGGGGACGAGGAGCACAAUGAGGAACAUACCAAUGAUGCUUCGACACAUCACGAGUUCGAUCCCACGGAAGAUGGCGACAUCGCAGCAUAUGAGUAUUAUGAGACUAUGGAUUCACCGGGGUCACUGAAUAUCAACCCUGUCACUCCGCCUCCAGGGGACGAAGGAGAAGAAGAAGAGGCUAUGGUUGAUCAUGUCGAAGUGGCAAAGACGUUAGAGGACACAUCAGCGACACGGUAG
Molecule: messenger RNA, 405 nt
Organism: Parastagonospora nodorum SN15
Lineage: Eukaryota; Fungi; Ascomycota; Dothideomycetes; Pleosporales; Phaeosphaeriaceae
Exons: 2
Coding region: 1-405 (134 amino acids)
Source: RefSeq, a predicted model, not a curated record